AUGGAGGAGAGAGUGUCGCAACGAGCACUUCUGACUCAAACUGUCAACGAGAUCGUCAAAGUGCUCAUCGAGGCCCACAAUCAGAAAAAGGACAUCAAUCUGAACAGGUUGAAGUGCGUCGUGAGUUGCUCAAAUCAAAGUAGUGCUGAAUAACCAAUUUUCCACAGAUCGCCCAGAAGAACGGACUCAGUUUCCAGCCGAAACUUGUGGACAUCAUCGCCGGAGUUCCAGAUGAUUACAAGGAAAUUCUUCUGCCGAAAUUGAAGGCGAAACCCGUGCGGACGGCUUCUGGAAUCGCCGUCGUCGCGGUGAUGAGCAAGCCGCACCGAUGUCCGCACAUCAAUUUCACCGGCAACAUUUGCGUUUAUUGCCCGGGCGGUCCCGAUUCGGAUUUCGAGUAUUCGACGCAGAGCUACACGGGAUACGAACCGACGAGCAUGCGAGCCAUCCGAGCACGCUACAAUCCGUACCUGCAGACGCGCGGGCGGCUCAAUCAGCUGACACAACUGGGUCAUUCGGUGGAUAAAGUCGAGUUCAUCGUGAUGGGCGGCACAUUCAUGUCACUUCCCGAGGACUACCGUGACUUUUCAUCCGCAAUCUGCACGACGCACUCAGCGGACACACUUCUGCGUCUGUGGAAGAAGCCGUAGCGUACUCGGAGCGGAGCAAGAUGAAAUGCAUCGGAAUCACGAUUGAAACUCGACCUGACUAUUGUCUGCCACGUCAUCUCAACGACAUGCUGUUGUACGGAUGCACAAGACUCGAGAUUGGCGUGCAAUCGACGUAUGAGGACGUGGCACGCGACACGAAUCGUGGCCACACAGUCAAAUCGGUGUGCGAGACGUUCCACAUGGCCAAGGACACCGGAUACAAAGUCGUCAUUCACAUGAUGCCCGAUCUUCCGAACAUUGGCCUCGAACGCGACAAGGAGCAGUUUCUUGAGCUAUUCGAGAGUCCGCUCUUCCGGCCGGAUGGACUCAAACUCUACCCGACACUCGUGAUUCGUGGAACUGGAUUGUACGAGUUGUGGAAGACGGGACGGUAUCAGAGUUAUCCGCCGUCGGUGCUCGUCGAACUGAUCGCCACGAUUCUCUCGUUGGUUCCGCCGUGGACACGCGUUUAUAGAGUGCAAAGAGACAUUCCGAUGCCGCUUGUCUCCUCAGGUAAUCGGCAGAGACUGACUGACACUAGAUUCAUUUUUUCAGGUGUGGAGCAUGGUAAUCUACGAGAACACGCGAUGGCCAAAAUGAAGAACUAGGGCUCAAGUGCAGAGACGUGCGAACGAGAGAAGUUGGAAUUCAGGAGAUUCACAACAAAGUGCGGCCAGAAGACGUCGAACUGAUCAGAAGAGAUUACACUGCGAACGGCGGAUGGGAGACGUUCAUUUCGUAUGAAGACCCGAAACAGGACAUUCUGAUCGGCCUUCUACGGCUACGGAAGAUUUCUGAUAAAGCUCACAGGUCUGAGUUGAAGGUAAAUAACUAGACAAUAAUUCCGUGGAUACUGUAUGAAUACGGCUUUCAGGGAAAUGUUUCGGUUGUCCGCGAGUUGCACGUCUACGGGGCCGUCGUUUCUGUUGCUGACCGAGAUCCGAAAAAGUUCCAGCAUCAGGGAUACGGAUCACUUUUGAUGGAGGAGGCCGAGAGGAUCGCCCGAGAAGAGCACGGAUCAGACAAGAUCGCUGUGAUUUCAGGAGUCGGAACCAGGGAUUAUUACAGGUUAGCUGUUUUUUUCCAGAAAUCCGCUAAAAUCGGGCUUUACAGGAAGCUGGGUUACGAACUCGAUGGCCCGUACAUGAGCAAGCCGCUAGACUCCCUGGACGCAUAA
This is a messenger RNA of Caenorhabditis sp. 36 PRJEB53466, 1827 nucleotides long. NCBI's taxonomy places the organism in Eukaryota, Metazoa, Nematoda, Chromadorea, Rhabditida, Rhabditidae. The record is from the annotation of a GenBank genome assembly.